Diaporthe amygdali is the source of this 2856-nucleotide messenger RNA. RefSeq lists its product as uncharacterized. The record is from RefSeq and is a predicted model, not a curated record. Bases 1 to 2856 code for a protein of 951 amino acids. The transcript has 3 exons. NCBI's taxonomy places the organism in Eukaryota, Fungi, Ascomycota, Sordariomycetes, Diaporthales, Diaporthaceae.
AUGGCUUCCUCCCUACCAGUAUUUGAUGCUAGCUACUGGCAGUACAAGGAAGACACCAGCUACGUCCUCAAAUGGAUUGACCAGGCAGCCAGGAGCUAUGGCUGGAAGAGGAGGCAAACGAAGCAUGUGGGACCAAAGUUAUCGAACGCAAUGACCACCACGACCACAAGUGCCGCUAGCAAUAAAUUUCCUGGCAUGAAGACAUCCACGGCCACCGGACCAGGCCGUCUGAAGGGCAAGGAUCGCAGGGCUGCGAAGCAGCAGGUGGCGGCACAGAGGGAGGCAGCACUUGAGAAAGAAAAGAAAGAAGAGUACGAGCGGGGAAUCGUCUUGAGCACAGCGGAGAUUCUCGAGCAGGCAGAUUUGAUAUCCGCCCGUCUCCCAGUUUCCGACCGCGGCAUGUCUCAACCGCCGUCGAGUGUAAUUCACGCACUCAGUCGUGCGAUCAGGCUGCGACGAAGGUUCUCCAAUUGGUUUGAGGCUGCCCAACCAGAUGAUCGAAAGAGCAACUCUGCGCAUCGGUAUUUUGUAGAGGUCCUGGAGAGGCUUGCCCGUCUCUUUGUCCAAACCUCCAAGAACUCCACAAUCGGCUCGGACCAGACCAACAGCGAAGAGGUUGCAUCUGGUAAUGGCAGACGGAAACCCGAGAAUCACAAUCGUUACGAAGUUUUACUCGAGAAAAUGAUUCAAGACGAACCUGAACACGGUCCAGAAUCCUCUGCCAAAUCCUCGGGACCCUCUAUGGCCAAGGAGCCCGCUAAAUCUGCUCGGUACCAUAUGGAAGUCGAUGACUGCCAGGAAAAUGCUUUCAUGGUCUUCACCUUAUUCAUGGACCUGCAAGACCUCAAGGCAGAGAUAAGGCGUUUGUGGGAGCGGUCCUUCAAGGAUGGUGCCGACCUGUCCGUGGCGACUCUGAUGACUGCCCAAGCCCUGGCUUUCGUCAAGAGAUCCGAAGAGAAAAUAGUCUCGAUCCUUCCCUCUCCACGAUACGAAGGUGAUCUUGAGCGACGGACCUGGUCGCACCCAGGCACAUACUGCCGAUUGUUGAACACCCUCCACGACCCCACCGAUAUUAAAGCAGUCAUUGGAUUCGAAGAGUCAAACUACACGUCGGCGAAUGGAGGGGAACAAAUUAGUAUGAACGACUUGACGUUUGUCUUCUCCGUCCGAAGGCUUGUUUGCACGUCUGUCUCCGAGGACUUCCCGCCCUUUAACCCUCUUAUUCAGGAAUUCGUGCACAAUCCACGAGUAUUGCUGAGGGACGACAUUGACAUGGUCCUCGAACGGGACAGGACUCUAUGUUUCCUUUUGUACAACUUGAAGCAGCUUCAUCGCUUUUUCACACCCCCGCUUGGCUCUUCAGAAAGGGCACGCCAAUUGGAGCUGUACAGCAGAGAUCCAAUCAUGGACUCCCUGCAGUCUAUCUGGGUACAAAAAGAAGUCAACCUCACAAGUGUUUUUGCCGCCGAGAUCAUGUUGGACAUCAAGGAGACCUGUGAUGCUUUUCCUGCAUCUAUACCAAACUACUUUAAGAUUUACGAUCGAUACAUGAAGUUGCUUGGUAUUGAAAGAGACAAAGAAAGCUUUUCCUUUACGCCAGGAACUCCGCUCUGCAGCUUCAUGGACUCCGGCUUUUUACGCGAUCAGAUCGGUGAUGUCUUGACAAAGUCCAGCUACUUGUUAUUAAAUAUCACCCGUUGUCGUUUUGAUACGUCGCAAGUACAUCCCCGACGGGAAGGAGUCGGUGAGAUUUGCAAGCAUCUCCUCGAUCUUUACACAGGGCUGGAACAACAGCUUCCCGAAUGCGAUGUUAAAUUCUACCGGGGACGCGGUGUUUUCGAGCCCAUAUGCUUUCCGAAAGAUGAAGAUCUAUGUCUUGGUGACUACCCCUUACUAAGUACCAUGCGAGAGACCUUCCUGGCAACCCUGAGCGAAUCAAUUGGAAUCGAGAUGCUCAAUGACGACAGGCACGCGACAAGUGCCAUGGCUCACGUCUACAAUGCGUCUCGGCAAUUGGGAAUUGGCAACCUACAUUGGCCAGCAAUGGACCGCCUCAUAGAGCUGCAUAAGAUCGCCUUAUUCGCUGGCGAUAUCCCUAACACCCCUGCGGCGAUGCUUCAGAGUUUUCGGCAUCGCAAUUGGGGCCCCGAAGGCAAGAUGUCACGUAAGGAAAGGAAGAGGCGCAUGAACAGGACCGCGACAUUAAUGAGACCUUCUGCAACGACACUGGCUUUCAAUGAGCAUUUGGACACUGCGGGGCGCAUCCCCUUUACGUACACCUUGGAGUCUAAUGCCAUCGCUUCUAUGGUAGAGAAGAAGCUCGUUCGGAACAAUUCAUCUUCGGUGGCCCCAAGCUUUAUCGAAAGCAUGGCCACGAUGGAGAAUUACUUGACAAAACAGUUCCGAGACGUGCGCGUGGACUACAUGGAAGUUAUCAAGGUCAGCCUCGACUUCAACGAUGACCUACUGGAACACGCUCGGAAGACCUUUGCAAAGCAAGCGAACUGGAUCAUUGGAGACGAGAAAGGAGAUGGCUGGAGUGGCAUUGACUUCGUGUCUGAGGCAUUUGAGCAGGAAGCGGCACUCGCUGAAGCCAUGACCAAGUGUGAUGGUGACAGCUCUAAAUUUCCUGCGCAAGACUGCGACUAUUUACAAGACAGCGUGAACUGCCUUGCCAAUUCUCUCAGGGCCAAAGGCAUUGGAGGUCCCUCGGCUCCCGAUGAGGAGGCUGCUUGCGUGAACAUGCCCAGUUCUCAGAAGCGCUUCAGAUUACGGGAUUCUCAGGAUGGGCCGGACCUGAGUCCACUAGUCCUUGUGUCUUACUGCAGAUGUUGCCAUCGCAAGCAUCACUACUGA